ACGAAGGAAAGUAGAGUGUGGACGGAUAAAAGGAACAUUACUGAAAAUCAUUGAACGGAUGCUAUCAAUCAAAAUCCGUUAAUGCAAUAGUUCUGCGCCUACGUUGCUCUUAAGCUGAAGCUGGUGCCGGGAGAAAACGAAUAAGACAAACGUGAUUCUCGAGUGUAGGUACAAUACUCUCCACUUCACGAGGAGCAGGGAUCUGUCUCAAGUCUUAGUAUAUGAGCUGCUUCGUUGCAAAGAGACAGACGCCGCUGCUCUCUAUCAAACAUUCAAUAAAGAACGGCAUCGUUGGAUACAAAUUGAGCAUAUUUUGAACCUUUCUAAAGUUGCUAAUGAAUGCAGAUGGCAUAGUGUUUUCUUAAAUUGUGAUUUAAUCUUGAGAUGUGUAUACUUGACCGUCUUGGAAUGAUUGAGAUCUUUGCUUCGUGCUGGUGAAACUUCAAGUCAGUGGGAAUACUCCAAGAUGUUUUAGUGAGCGAUUAAAGAACCUCGCAAAGAGCCUCGAACCAGUCUAAUAUUAUUAAAGAACGCAAGAAAAAAACGGACCAAAUAACUCUAACCACGAAAGAAAAACAAAGUGUCACUAAGAUAAGUAGACGCACUUAGCACCGGAUUGCAUCAGUACAAAAAAGAAUUUCGUGUUGAAAGAUCUCAAAUUUGAAAGCCGAGCAAUCUUGGCGCAGUCUGAAGGCCAAACAAGGACAAAAGAGAAAAAAACAAAUUCGAGCUCUCUGUCAGUAAGAACUAAGGUACCACACAGUCUAAGAGACGACGUAGAAAGAUAACUAAUAAAUAAAAAAAACGCCUCAGACGUCUUACGAACACGUCAAAGAGAAUACAUCCGAAAUAUAUGUGUCGUACGAGGAGAUCUCUUUCAUUCAACAAGAACGAAGCAACUCAAGCAAGUUUAAACGAAACAAUUUCGCAGCAAUUAUUCAAUGAUGGCAACAACAACUGAAAACACUAAAUUCUCGACGACAAUUUCGUCUGGAACUCAAUCAAGAAAUGAAACAGAAGAAGUUGGAUCAUCGCUUGAGAACUACCACGGCGGAUUGAUAACUCUGGCAAUUUUAAUUUUUCUCUGUAAUCUUUUCGCGAUUCAAACCUACAAACGGCAUGAAAAAGUCAGACGAAACUGCAGUAACGUAAUGCUACUUAGCUUAGCAAUAUCUGAUAUGGUUGUUGGUGUCAUAUACCUUCCUAUUGCAAUAUUUUGUGAGAGCCAGUGGGAUAAACACUAUGAGGACGACACUUUCCUCCUAAUAUGUCGAGUAAAUUUUCUUGUUGGAAAUUUUGUAGGAUUUUCAACCAUUCUCCACGUCAUCGCUCUUACUAUUGAAAAAUAUACCGCUGUUCUUCACCCUUUUCAAAGGCUGAGCGCCGCAACUCGUGGUACUUACAGAAAAAUAUUGACAGUAGUUUGGAUUCUGUCAUUGGUGUUCGCAGGGAUACCCAUAUUCUGGCAAUUUGACAACGCCGGGUCGCUCGAAUGGCGUCAAAAAUACAACAUCUAUGGCAAAGUUCAGGCCACAUUGUUUCUUGGUCUUGCCAGUAUUAUCCUAAUGUAUUGCUACAUUCGCAUGUUUUUUCAAAUUCAUGUGAAACUUUCCUCUUCCACUCAGACUGGCCGUGUGCAAGCAAAAGCAAGGAAUGAUCGAAAAACUGUCCUCAUAUUCUUAAUGUUCUUCUUAUUUUUUAUUGCGGGCUGGGCGCCGUGGUUUUUCUUUAAUUUAAACACAGAAAAUCAAGACCUUGUUUCCCAGGAAGCUAAAGACUUCUUAGUAUCACUACGUUAUGCCGGCGCUGUACUUAAUCCAUUACUGUACAGCUUCAUCAAAAACGACUACAAGCAAGCCGUUCAAGCCGAUUUUCGUAAACUUUGCUCGAGUUGUCCGGCUGCAACUGGCUUUCAGAAGUUGGUUCAAACUAGCACCUUACAGCGAGGGAAUAAUAGCCAUGCGCACUGCACACUAUCUACCGGUGAUGGAGACGUGAAAUUGAAGAAGAUCGAAUCUAUUCAAGAUACUCCAGAGAAUGGAAGUUUUACGUCCGGCGGUCCCUCGGGAGGAAAUUUACCUUCCCUUGCUGAAGAUACAGACCUUUGAGGCAGCCGGCAGGUCAGUACACAUCAGGUGGCGUCGUACAUUUUAUCGAGAAUUAAUAUGCAUGAUGUAAUUUUGUCAAUAAACGCAUUAUCAAGAAGAGCUACAGACAAUACAGUAAUAUAAACACAGUAUUUACCUAACAAAGACAAAAACAAGUUGCAUGCAUUUGUAUCAUAUUUUCAUUUGAGAGCUUUGUCAUGAGUCAAUUAUUUCAUGUCUAUAGCUUUUUUUUAGGGGUUGGUUGUAUAAAGAGCUAGUUAACUUUUCUUACACUUAAAGACAGAACUGGCCAUAAGAAUCGUAUAUUUUGGUUUUUACUGAGAUAUAACUGACCAAAAUUUACUCUUAUACAACCGGUCGGCUUAAAGUUCAAAGAGUUCAAACCAAAAAGCAUGAGAAUUUAUUCCAUAUUUGUGUAUUUCA
This is a messenger RNA of Dendronephthya gigantea, 2531 nucleotides long. RefSeq names its product somatostatin receptor type 2-like. Lineage: Eukaryota; Metazoa; Cnidaria; Anthozoa; Malacalcyonacea; Nephtheidae. Gene Ontology annotation, molecular function: G protein-coupled receptor activity. The transcript has 3 exons. The record is from RefSeq and is a predicted model, not a curated record. Gene Ontology annotation, cellular component: membrane. Gene Ontology annotation, biological process: G protein-coupled receptor signaling pathway. Bases 942 to 2108 code for a protein of 388 amino acids.